AUGGUUCCGGGUUUCCUUGUUUUUAAUUGGUCGAAGGAUACAAUAGUAUCCCUAGCUUUGUGUAAUCAGGAAAGAUUUAGUUUGUGUGGAUUAUGUGAGGCGAACAGAGUCGACCAAGUCUGUGGAAACAGCGAAUACUCAGUUAGACAUCCGUUCUGCUUUAGGAAGUCCACCUACCGGGCGGGCGGGCAGGUCACUGUUCAGAAAGGGUAUGCCAGUGAAGCAGAGUGUCGCGCCAAUAUCGCCCUCAGCAGUGUCAGUAACCCAGUUUGUCGGAACGCCCACCCUCCGGCCGGGACUGUCUGUUACGACUGUUGUAUUUCCUGGAACUGUAGACCAGAACAGCAACUCUGUAACGAGAACUUUCCGGUCAACGUCCCCGAUAUAGUGUUUGGAGGCCACCCAGGAGUAGUGACGGUUGCGCCAACUGCAAAACCAACGACAACAACACCAACGACAACAACGACAACUCCGACGACAACAACAACGACAACUCCAACUACGACAACAACGACCACUCCAACUACGACAACGACGACAACUCCGACGACAACAACAACGACCACUCCGACGACAACAACGACCACUCCACCGACGACAACAACGACCACUCCAACUACGACAACAACGACCACUCCGACGACAACAACGACCACUCCGACGACAACAACGACCACUCCGACGACAACAACAACGACCACUCCAACUACGACAACAACGACCACUCCGACGACAACAACAACAACGACACCGACAACGACAACAACACCAACCACAACAACAACACCGACAACUACUCCCUUGUCUACAAGUACGACCACAGUAAUGCCGAGAGGCAGCAAGUGCCAGAUAUGUAGUAAAACUGAGUCCGAGAACUGCUACCUGGAUCAAGAACAGUACUGUCCAUCGUCUAAACCCCUGUGUAUGAAUACCAUCAUGUUCAGCGAGAACGGAUCCAGGAGCGUGGAAAAAACUUGCGAGACAGACACGCGGUGUUAUUGGUCGUACUGGAUAGGACAACAGAAUGAUCCUGUGUGUAAAAACAUCGGCAUCGGGGACAACGUCACAAAAAAUGUCUGUCACUACUGUUGUAAAACCCAACUAGGUAGUCUGUCCUGUAACGUCCCUGACAUCAACCUCAACAACCUCAUCAUAUAUCAGACGUCAACAGCCACUAAAGGUAGUACCUGCGUUACUGGUGAUAAAUACUCCGGGUUUUACGUCACUAACUGCGGUUCUGACAAGCCUUACUGCCUUAACGAGAUCUACUACGAGGAAGGCAACAUAGUGGAUGUCAACAAAAGAUGUGCUUCGAAAACGACAUGUAUUGGUGAAUGGUGGAAUAAGAGCCGAAAGACGUAUGCCUGUGCUACGGGUGAUGUAUCCAACUUUACUGGCUCUGGUCAAAACCUCGUCUGUGAUAUCUGCUGUCUGUCGGAUGGUACUGGCGCAUGUAAUCGCGACAACCGCCCUGACGAAAUCUACCAGUUUAAGGUAGAAACUACACCUGUACCAGCCACAACUACCCACAUGAGCACGCGCCCUUCUUCCCACCUCUCCACAUCAGGUCUGUCCCAAACUAAACCGUCUACUGUCCCCGUACCUAUAACACAUAUGCCGACAUCUACCAAGAGGGAUACAACGUCACCGUCCACGCCUACAUCAACCAAACCUACUACCCCUAUCCAAACUACAACGCAGGCGCAUUACACCCCAUCGCGUUUGAGUACCCGUAUGACGUCAACAGUAAAUCCGUCGACAACAGGAUCUGCCACUACCACUCCAACAACGACGCCAUCGGCACCUGGUACUACCAUGACUUCAACAGCCACGUCACCGAAAGCAGGUACCACCAUAAUGACGUCAACAGGCACGUUAUCAACAGCACGUGCCGUCACUAUGACGUCAACAGCUACAUCGUCGACAGCACGUGCCACCUCGAAAGCGACACUGCGUACUACAGACCUACCAAUAACAAAACAACCAUUUCGGUCAACGCCCAAACCUAUAAGGCCUACGGCCUGUUACCUGUGUGACGGACCUCCGUUUAUCUGCGAGACUAGGUACAAAGCCCAUCAGUGUCAGAGUGUGGAUCAGCAGUUCUGUGUGACGACCAUCCACAACAACGAUGAUGGCACCCGGUCCGUAUUCAGGAGUUGUGGUACAGAAACAGGCUGCCGCGAAGCAAACCGGGUUUCUAGCGACAGCAGGUGUAGGAAAUACGACUCCAGCCAGUUGUAUUUGGACAACUUCCAGUGCUCAUGGUGCUGCAACACUGCGCUUUGUAACAACGGGACAGUCCCUUACAAUCUUUACUCGCCCUAAACAUUGUCUUGUUCAACUUCUACAUUUUGAGACACAUAUAACCAUUUAUCCUACAGCCUCUGUACUUCACGAAUCUGUUCUCGCCAUAAGAAUUGUCUUAUGGGUCACCUUCACUUGCUUUUUUGCCUUGGUGAUGCAAUCUUAAUGGAAAUUGAUGAACCUCGGGAACAUGUUCUGCCUGGAGAAGCUUCGGAAGCGUCGCGAACUUUGUGGAGACAUCGGGAGACCUCGGGAGAUCAACGAAAAUGCUCAAUGCUUUCCCGGUGUGUUCCCGACGUUGUGUCUGGAAAACCGGUCGAGAAGGCCUCAGAGCUUUCCAUAACCACGAGACGCUCCGGGGAGGCCUCUCUUGAAGUAUUUGGUAACCUUCAGCGAUAUUUUAAUCUGCAACAAGUAUAACGACCUUCCCAUUGCGCUGAGUGUCCCAGUUUUGCAUUCCGCCACAUUAUAGAUACAUUUGUUUAUUAAUCGGUGAUCAUUUCCAUAAGUACCACCGGCAUGCGACCACGCAAGAAAUGUCUACUUUAUACAUUUUGUAAUUCUCUUCUACGUAACACCAACAGCAUAAACGAUUAACUGAUUUCUGCUGUUUCUUGUAUCUCAAUCAUGAUUCGAUGUAUUCUUUCAUUUAGUAGGGGAGUCCUGUCAUUUUGAACUCUACACAGGGAUGUAUUCCCUUCAGUUGCCAGAGACAGAAUGAUUCUGGGACCAAAAUGUAUACAUCCCAAUAAUUCUUUCCAAAGGGACCUCGGAUGGUCCUAGGUACUCAUCGAUGUAUCCCCUUAUCAUUAAGCUCCAAAGCACCUGAGAAGGUCGGAAUGUUCCCCAGCUCUGUCUAUUUCCACAUCGCCGAUGAUAUAUCUUAUUUCCUGUGAGACAUACAUACAUUAACUUACAGCCUCUAUACUUGGUGACACUACCAACGUUAACGGAACAAGCAUUUAGUAUAUAGCGAUAGAAUACAAAUAAACAGUAUACGAUAUGUCUAUGUUAGGAGGAUUCUUUGUAUUCUAUACGUCAGUAAUAAAAUAUAUAGAUAUA
This is a messenger RNA of Pecten maximus, 3366 nucleotides long. RefSeq names its product mucin-2-like. The record is from RefSeq and is a predicted model, not a curated record. Bases 1 to 2325 code for a protein of 774 amino acids. NCBI's taxonomy places the organism in Eukaryota, Metazoa, Mollusca, Bivalvia, Pectinida, Pectinidae. The transcript is spliced from 13 exons.